CAGCAUUAUGGAAACAGGAACAGUUGGAUGUUGAAAAAAGAACACACUUAUCCAAAAACCAAAAUAAAUUGCAUGAAUGCAAUAAAAACAGAUGUGUGCAGGACAAGAAAUAAUUUCAUGGUCAGUACAGGUUCUAGCUACAUCAACUUGGGCCUACGUUAGUGCACUAUGGAGUCUCAGCAUAGUUCUAAGUGCAUAAAAUAAGCAUAGAGGGCGUUCCUUGCCAUGUGCCGCUCGAUUUGGCAAAAUCAGAUUGGCACUAAAAAUCAUAAGACAUUAACAAAGAUUUUCUAUAAAUUUUCGAAUGCAGCGUUAACCCCAAUCCCGUACAUGGCACAAACUGAUGGCCCCAUAAAACCCUAGUUUUUAGACCAAACAGCUAAAGCAUACAAACUAGAAUUACAACAAAGUAAACUCCUUAUAUUGUGCAAAUGCACAUUCGGCAUUACUGAAAAUGAAAAGAUUUGCUUUUCGCAUCCAAAUCCAAAAAAUAAAAGGUUGAUUUCUGGACAAUUAAAAUUAGGCAGACCUUAAUUAAUCAGGGCCUUAAUCAUUAUCUUAACCCUUGUGUAAUCUUCAUAUCAUGCAAAUCCCUUGUUCACAGGGUAAAAAAUGACCCACCCUCACUGGGCCCCUAUGAUAAAGCCUCUCCCAUUAAUUUUAAACCCCAAAUCUAUUUUGCAUGUCAAAACAACCUGUUGCACAAAUAGGUGAAUAACUGUGUUUUCCAAUUUCACAGACCAGAGAAACUAUUGACACCACUGGUUUUUCCUACAAACACACAUCAUUAUUUAUUUAUUUAUUCAUUUUUAUUUGCUGUAAGGGAUGUGUGUUGCUUAAUGUUGAUUAAGGAUCUCUAUAUUUGUAUGUGUGAACUACCUAAUUAAAAAAAAAAUUCUUAUUAUUUUGACUAAAGGUACUACAUAGGCAUAAAAAUAUUGUUUGCAUUCUCUUUUCCGUAGAAGAUAGCACAUCAAUAGCCUAAGAAAUUGACAUGACAAUAAUGAAGAAUUCAAUGCAUUUUAAUGAAACACAGCAAUACUAUUCUCAAAUGCUUUUGUUUUAUUUUAGGAAGCAUUUGAGCUCCAAGCACACAUUUGUGUAUUUCUCUGUUAGGCACAAGUAUGACAGUAUGCAAGUCUACAAGCAUGGGCUUUACAAAUGUAUUUCUCGCACUUGUAGCACAUUGUGCUUGUUUUACAGUCCUUCUUAGAGGAGCAGAAACGGCAUUACUCCCCUUUUCCUGAAAUGGUUUCUGGCUGGAAAACAUAACUGAGUCAGGGGUAGGGUGAGAUGCUUCUAGAAAGACAACCUGGUACAAACGUAACUUAGGAAUUAAUAUAAGAACAGCCAAUUGUAACAUUUUAACACAGGCUAUAGCAUAUCCAAAAUGUCCACCGUGAAAUGUUGCUGUUUAUUCCUUGGUUGUCAUUAUACCUGAAGCUGGUAUAGUUAGUGGCUACUUUGUCAUAAGCUGGGGGCUAUAUCUAAACUUCAAUGUUAAAAAGGCCACCGUGUGUUUUAUACAAUGUUUUUAUCUUUGAACGCAUAAUACUGACUGAGCAUCGAAAAGGUGGAGGUCUAUUACUGAACGUAUAUAUACACAGUUGCAAGCAGUUGUGAACCCUUUGGAAUUAUCUGAAUUUCUGCAUUAAUUACUCAUUAAAUGUGGUCUGAUCUUCAUUUAAGUCACAAUAAUAGACAAACACAUUCUGCUUAAACUAAUAUCACAGUUCCGCACUGGUUUCCUCUGUGGUGUCCUCCCAUGAAUACCAUCAUUGUUUAGUGUUUUUCUUAUAGAGGAUGCAUGAACAGAGACUUUAGCAAUUUCAAGAGAUUUCUGCAGGUCCCUAGUUCUUUUUGGCUUCCCUUUGGACUGCAUGAUGUGCUGUUGUGAUCUUUGCAGGAUGCCCCCUCCUGGAGAGAGUAGCAAAAGUACAGAAUGUCCUCCAAUUGUAGACAACUUGGCUUAUUGUGGAUUUAUGAACACCCAGGCCUUUAGAAAUACUUUUGUGGCCCUUUCCAGUUUUAUGCAUCUCUACAAUUAUUCUUCUAAGGACCUCUGAAAAUUGUUUUGAUCAACAAGUUUAUACAUACACUACAUUUCCAAAAGUAUGUGGACAGCAGGCUUGGCAAUCAAAAUUAUUUGUAGUAAAGUUCUCACAGACAUGUCAAAUGGAUUCAUUUAUUCAUUCAUUUCUUAUUCAGUACAAUAGAAAUAUGUCAGCUUCAGAUCCAACAGUGGUCCAGUAGACCCAGUGGUCUAUUAACUGAAAUCACUUGUGCUCUGUAUGAGCACCUUAGAUGCUUGAAGAAAAUGAUAGAAGAAAAUGCCAUAGUAAGGCUAAAUCUUAGAAAAGGAAACACAGGAACAACAUGAUGCGUUUUCCUUGACAUUUGACACCCCUUACUGCAGAAGCUGUAUUCUCUGUAACAGAACAGAAGCGCUACUUAGAACCCAGAAAAAGAGGAAGUGAAAUGAAAGAUGUUCUCCUUGUAAAGCUGGUUCGUGUGAAGAAAGGGGGCUCCAGGGGAGUUCUGAGGAGGAAUUCCCCAUCCCUGAUUUCCAUUUCUUUAUACAGUAUAUAUAACGAGAGAUUCUGUCAUCUCACCCAGCACAGCUCCUCUCUCUGAUCCAGAGUCCAGCAGCUCCUCUCUCUGCUUGCAGUCUCCAGUCAAAAUGAACACAGCGAUGAAACUGAGCGCUCUGCUGAUCCUCGUGCUGCUCGGCUCUCUGGAGCUUGUCUCUUCUGCUGAGGGCGCUAACGCGGGGGCGGACUGCUGCACAAAAUAUGAUAAAACGAAGAUCCCACUAGCGAUGGUGGUCUCCUGGCAUAAAACCAGCAGCCGCUGUGCCAAAGCAGCCUAUGUGUUUGUUACCCAACGCGGAAAGCGCAUAUGUGUGGAUCCUACUCAUGGUUGGGUGAGGAGCCACGCAGCUCAGGUGCCAGGAACCAGCAAGAUGAACACUAAAGCCUAAGGCCAGCCCUAACACCCCAGCGGGCUGUCAAUCUGUACGAAGACUUCCUGUUGGACACUGCGAUGGGACACACAAGAACAUAAGAGAGGAAUGUGUCUAAUUACAUCUGAUAUUCCUGGAUUUCAUUCAUGCAAUAUUGUCUGUUCUUUUCCUGUUCAUAAUGCAUUGUUCCUUUUCCUACAUUCAUUUUUCUGUUUUAUAAGUUGUACAUAAAAUUUUUCCAGGUAACUUAUUAAAUGCUUUUGUAACAAA
Molecule: messenger RNA, 3232 nt
Organism: Anguilla rostrata (American eel)
Lineage: Eukaryota; Metazoa; Chordata; Actinopteri; Anguilliformes; Anguillidae
Product: C-C motif chemokine 17-like
Exons: 3
Coding region: 2681-2980 (99 amino acids)
Biological process (GO): immune response
Cellular component (GO): extracellular region
Molecular function (GO): chemokine activity
Source: RefSeq, a predicted model, not a curated record